CAAGAGUAAAGAAUAACUCUUGAUAAAGGCUAUAAAAAAAGUUAGCAGACAGCUACAAAAGGAAGGUUGUUAAAUCCGGUGGGUUAAAAUUCAACAUUUCUACUGAAUACUAGGAGUUAAAGAUAAAUCUGAAGAAACCCACGUGCUCUAGUAAACUAUCUAGAAAUUAUGAUGAAAGGAAGAAAAAACAGCUGUAGUUCUAAUCACAAUAAUCGUUAAACAACUGAAAGCUAAACUUUAAAAAAAAUGGAUGGUUUAAAGAAAAAGAAGAAGAUGAAGGUUAAACAGAAAGGAAAUAGAACAUCGGAACCACAGAUGUUGCAGGAUGACGUUCGAGGCAGUGUUAUUAGUUUCCGACCCCGCUCUGCUACGGAUUAUGAACUUAUGCAUGAGCUUAAGACAUCUGAACAGAUGGCAAAUAUUGCAUCAGGAUUGAUCAACAAGCGGCUUUUGAUCCAGAAGCAGGUCAACCUUUCACCUCAGAUCGUCGAUGAAAUCUUCCGAGCUUUAGAGGAGGUAGCCGAGUGCGACAAUUCAAUCGUCGUUCACUUCAUUAAGGAAUUUCAACUUUCAGAGAAUACGUGGCAAAACAAAGAUGACAGCAACCUCGAUGUACCAGUUAUCAAACUCUUAUUGGAUCUACUCCAGUUUUCUUUGGAGCCAAUAGAACACAAUGCAUUAUGGGUGAAGUUGCUAAGCGUCCUCAGCCAAGUUGACGAGAACAUGGACGUGUUUAUUAACAUGAAAGUUGCGGCGACCAUGAUGGGUGCCAUGGCGGCCCACAUCAACCACAGAGAAAUCCAGGAAAAUGGCUGCCUGCUGCUAGGCAACCUAGCUCGCUUCAAACCAACACCAACAAAAAAGGCACCUGUUAGGGAAAGUGGAAUACAAGUUGUGACACAUGCAAUGAAGAAACACCUUGAUGGUCACGUAGUUCAAAAAUUAGGAUGUCGAGUCAUCGCGAAUGUUCUGAAUACCAUGCAUUCGGUGUCAACGUGGGUUGUUCAACAAGAUUACGAGGAAGAGGAUGCAGAAAAAUUGACCAUAACAUCUUUAGAGGUGAUUGACUACAUCAAAGACCAUGCUCUUCCAAUCAUUGAGAAAGUCAUCGAGAUACACAAAGCCAACUUGGACGUCAUGAAAGAAGUUGCAAGAGUACGUGUGUACUUCCGAAACAAUGACAGCGAGAAAAAAGACUGUGACAGUGAAAAGUUAUAUUUUGAGGGAGAUUAUUCCAAAGAAGAAACAAGCUCAGUCCGGAGAAAUGGUAUCUUGAAAAAAUACGUAUCUACCGGUGACAUACCAAACAAGGUUCAGAGUUCAAUAUCUAGACGUGUGACAUUCUCAAACUGUGCUUCUGUGAGGCUUGAACUGCUCGGUAGUAGCUCUGAUGAGGACGAUUCUGACUCGGAAGGAUCUGUGGAGAAUGUCGCAAACUACAGCAAAAAUAAAUGCAGCAAUGAUAAGCUGCAACGCUUUAUGCAAGGCAAUCUGCUAGCCCAGCGGAGGGAACUUGAACUAGCCAAUGGCCUGACGUUCUCAGCUCAGCUGCACACCACAGGAUGUGAGCUAGCUACAGAGCAGGAAGUGACUGAUGCUAGGCAGCCUAUCAACCUUGACAGCAGCACAUUGCAAGCUAAAGCAGUUGCUAGUUCAAGUAGGCUGACACAUUUCAAUGAGUAUUCAAAAGGGGAGGAGCUAAGUCCUGGAGAAGCGUCGGAAAACCCUGGAUCAUCAGUUGCCAAUGUGUCAGAACCAUAUGAACAGUCCCAAACUUCGAUUAGACAGUCAAGCGACAGUAAACCUAAAGUACCGAUUAGAAAAUCCAUUGGGGACGCUCAUAAUAGACCAGUACCUUUAGUUUCCGUAACCUAUCCCGGCGAGUCUGAAAAAUUUAUACCGUCUAUUCAAGUUAUACCAGCUGAAGACCUUGACGAGGAAUUUGAAUCGUCGCAUGAAGUAUAUAGAGAGGAUUAUUAUGAAUCGGAGGAUAAUUGGGAUGAUAACGAUGAUGCCUUAAAUUUGUGUAAUCUUGAGAAAGUUGAAGCUGAUGACGAAAAUAAUUGGGUGUAUGUUAAAGAAAGUGAAGAAGUAUCAGAGGAGGAUCUUGUAGAUACUGACGAAGAGGCAGAUUUUAGAAUGGGUCAGGCGGAGAGUUAUUCACGUUUUUAUGAAGACUCGCAAAUUGCUGGUGGAAUGAGCCAGUAUAAUGCAAAGUUGGGUCAGUGUCUUGUCCGAGGUAAUUCUAAAUUCUAUAUAAAAAAUCCUCUACCUGAUAUUGAAAAACUUAAAGAGAAAGAUGGUUUUGAGUGUAGUGCAGACAAACAGUUUGAGAAAAAACUCUCUUCGUGCAUUGACCCUAAGGAAGAAAAUGAGAUCGACAUUGAAUUAUGCGAGAAAUUUCGUGCAGAUAAUGCAAUCAAUGAAGGAAGAGUUGAAGAAAUUGAUUUUAAAAUUGAAAAUAUCGAAGACAGUCAGGAACUGUCAGCAUCAGCAGACCCAGAAGGAAUAAAUGACCUGCAUGUAAAACAAGUCGGUAGAUUCAUCAUCAUUGAAGAUGACUUAUUAGAUGAUCCAUCAGAACCCCGAAAAAGAAAAAAGAAUAAAGAAAAACGAAGAAGCUUUUACGAUAAUGUGGAAUAUGUCUCACAAGAGCCAUCAUCAGAGAGCUCUGAAGACGAAAAAAACUUUUCUGAGAAAUCCGAAACUGAGAGCCAACUUGCCGAAGAGGAACAUAAUUUAGAAGAUGAUGAACAUGAGGAAGAUGAUGAUAAAAAUGGAAAAGGUAUAACCGAUAGUACUGGUUCAUUUUUGCGCAAAGAAAAAUGUGUAAUUCUUGCUGUAAAUGAGAUUCAGGAGAAUGAGGAGAAAUCGUUUGUAUACAACUCCAAAAAAGGGAAAGAAAUUAUUGAUGAAUAUACCGAGAUUGAUAUUGUUGAAGCAUUAAUACGAGGAAAAAACGAGGAAAAGGUAACAGAAGUAAAAGUACCUUCUCCCCCAAGUUCCCCAAUAUCGGACUAUUCCCCAGCUUUUACAAAACUGUGGAAGAAAGCGAGUUUUCGGGAAAGAUACCGAGACAGUGAACUUUAUUCAGAUGCUGAUUUGAGCGAAGUUACCACAGAAGAUAACAUGAGUCUAACUAGUAGCUUUGAAAAUCUUAUUGCGCAAUCGCUAGAUGAGGCGUUUAAAGAUAUUGGAGAGUCGUCGUUUGACGUUGACGCAUUUGGUGAUAUUGAAAUGAAGUCAAAGUCUUUGGAAAUGAACAUGACCGCGGCAGUUUGCCGUCGAUUGUCUAGUGUCAGUCGCCCGCCACCGAAGCCACGGAGAACAAUGUACUACAAGAAUGGGGAUGAUGUACGCAUGAGUCUUGAGCGAACCAGUCAUCUGGACUGGAGUCAGCAACUAAUGAUGCAUAAUCGUGACCCCUAUGAAUUUGAAGGUCUUAUCGUAAAACGGUCACCGAGCAUGCCCGAUAGUGCAUCUCUCAGGACCCCAUUCUGGGAGAAAUCCACAGAGGAACCAGAUUCAGUGACCGCUGCCUUUGCUUGUAAUGAGGAUAUACAAGAGGAGGAAUCCAUGGAAGUUUCUGCAAUAAUGCAAGGAACUGAGGCUGUAUAUGAUAUCUGUACACUGUGGGUAAAUGAUCACUGCAUAGAAGCAAUUGAGACUUUUGACAAACUUGUGAAACGUGUUAGGGCAAGCUCCAUGUCAUCAACGAAAAGUCUUUACUUUACAGACUUACACGAUACGAGUAAGAGAGUUCAAAAGGUCACCGAUACGGAUAUGUUUGGUUGGAGUGGAAUUUUAAGCGUGUUUUCCUCAGACGAAAAUAAGUGGACAUUGUCACUCAGUGCCUUGGUUCUGCCUGUGACAGACCGUCUGUUUGACAUCUGCAGCACUUCUAUCUUGGAUGCUGCUGUGGAACUGGUCCAGUUGUUGGUCAAAAAGUAUGGCAAGGAAGUAGAGAAGAACCACAGUAAAGGAGUAAUACGGACAAAAUACCGUGACGAGUGUCGAUCGUGUUACAUAUGGUUUAGUAAAAUCCGCUUCCGUAUUGAAGACAUGAUUUGGAAGGAACAGGAUCAAAGUGGUGGCAUUGAAUCAGAUGGCUUACUACACUCCUCUCUCCUCCAUUCGGUCUAUGAGGUUUUGAAACCAUUCGAUGCCAAAUCUUAGACAUUUCACCUUUUAUAUGAAGCAAGAUAUUUUUUCAUUUCAUUUUUACGCCGAAAGAAAAUGACUCCAAUUUUACUGGAUAGAAAUGGUGCUUUGUGUAUUUAUGAGAAUUGUUAGAAAAAAUUGGAUUGUUAUAGACGGAUCCACAGUGAUUAUUCUCCCUAUCUGCAGAUGCCAUAGCUGGUCGUGGUGGGGGAGUCUUAAGUACAGUAUUAUCUGCUACAAAGGUAAAUACUGGAAUUAUAGUACGUACUGUACAGUAUUUUGAUUUUGUCGUAAUCUAUUCUAAACGUGGAGGGGGACCCCCAAGAAGGCAAUGGCAGCACCGAUAGAGACCACCAUUUCCUAUUGGAUUUAUCUGUAGGAUUUGAACCAGGGAACAUGGGAUUAGAACAUAACAACUACAGCUCUAUUAGCUAAGAUAAUGGAACUUGAAAAUUGAGAUAAUCUUGAUGCUGAUUAAAUUAAGAACUGUAAACAGUAAUGCAAACACACAUGGAAACAUCUCCACUAAUACCUAACAACCAAGUAUUAUGACUGAAUUGAAGAUUUUGAGAUUAUUGAAUUAUUAGUAGGAAAAUGGAGACAUAAGGAAGAAACAAUUUGUUGAAAAUCUCAAUUUGGCAAAAGUCAUCCGGCAGAUCUGGUUGAAUGGACUUUGGUAUCAUAUUAAAUUUAAUUUUGCUCAUGCCAAUGGUGAUACCCAUCAACACUGAUUUCUGUGAGACAAUUGCAAAUAAAGUAUUAAAAACAUGCAAAUACUAUAUGAAUAUGCAGAAGAUGUAAUAUUUUCCAAGAGAUUCUUGCUUGCAUGUGAGAGUGCAGGAGGCCAUCCCGAUUUCCGCAAGACUCAUGACUUGCAGAAGAUUUAAGAACCAUGAAAUUAUUAGAGAUCUGGAUUGUCUAACGGAGAAAAUGGAGACACAAUAAAGAAACAGUUUGUUGUAAAUUUCGAAGAUACAAUUGAUAUCUUGGACACAAGUGAUUAUAUUCAUCAAGGCAACCUCAUCCAAAAUGCUCUUACAUUUUAAUAGCAAAUGUUAUACAGUUUUUUUUUUAACUACAGCUACUUGGGAUUAUCUAGCCGAAAAAAUGGAGACACAAGAAAGAAAAAUUUUGUUGGAAAGUUCAAAGAUACAAUCAAGAUCUUGGACAAAAGUCACCAUUUUAAUCAAGGCAAACUCAUCUAAAAUUCUCUUGCUUUCAACAAAUAUCCAGUUGGGUCUAACAACAUCUGGGAUUAUCUAGCAGAGAAAAUGGAGACACAAGAAAAGAAACAUUUUGUUGGAAGUUUCAUAUCUAGCAUAUUAUCUAACAUGACUCAAACAUGUAUUUUCAUGAUAUUUUGAGGUUAUACAAAGCUAGGUCAUAUCUUAAACUGUGUCACAAUAGACAAGGGUCCUCUAGUAGGCUGAGUCAGAAUUGCUGGAGUAUUGAAUGGGAUUAAGUUUUGAGUGGCAGACCUAAAGUUAGACUUUACUUUCAACUGGUUUUAUAAAAACCUCAGUAGCAUUCACACAUAUUUUGGAUCAGUAAGCAUUAUGGGGAUUUUUAAUGCAUUAUAGGCUUUUGUGCAGGUGUUACUGGGACAGUGAUCAUAUUAUUCUAUCUCAUAUAUUUUAAAAUUUAAACAGUGGUUUAACUUUGGCAGUAUGUUGGACUAGUUGUUGUGUUUAAACUUAAAAGUUAAUUUAGAUUUAUUUCUUUCUUUUCAAUAGCAAAACCGUUAGGAAAACGAAACAAUACAGAAAACGGUCAUGAAAAAUUAGACUACAGUGAAGAAAAUUUUUUUUUUAAUGAUAUUGGGUGUUGUAUGAUAUACAUACAGUACAUAUUUACAUUUCUAAAUUUACUGUUGAACCACUUUGGAAAUCAUUACUUAACACUGGAAACCGAAAGUGUCAUUAAGGUAAACUUAAACCGGGCACAAACUGUGCCAACGGAUGGUUGUUAGAUGUAAUUCCUUGGAAAACGUGAUGAGGCAUGAGCAACAGCUCAUUUUCCAAACAAUCCACUCGCACUGCUUUACCACCGACAAUCAAUAGAUGACACCUUGCGUCGAGUACUUAGACAGUGGAGAUAGAUAUGAAUGUAUAUUUUAGGAAAAGAGAUUCAUGAAUUUUAAAUUUAUCAUCUGAAUAACCACUCUUUAUCAUUGUUGCAGUCAUUUUUUGUGCAAUUGUUAUAUUUUUGAGUCAGCAUAUGAUGAUAUCAUAGAGAAUAUUUAACAUAUUUUAUCUAUAAUUUAUAGUUCAUAUUUGAAAAGUAAGUAGAAAUUGUCAAUUUAACCAACUGGUAUUUUUUAUAUGAAGUAUCGUUAUAAAAAUUGAAAGAAAAAAUCAAUAUGGGUAAAUAUAAGGAUGAAUUAUUUUAAAAGCAUUAUAAUAUAUAAUACAGUAUAUAACAAUGCUUCCUCAUUACUGUACUCUUGAUUAGCUUAGGCCUAUCAUUUUUAGUAUUAUUUUAAACUGGGAAAUAAAGCUAUAUAUUUUUAAUUGUGUGAGAACUAGAUACUUGUAUUAUUUAUGUAUUUUCUUUAAAUUAAUGGCAGCAUAAAUUGCCAAAAUAUUUUACAGAAUUGUGUAAACUUUUUUGGCAAAAAAAAGUAUUGAUGUGUUUAAUUUAUAAUAACAAUGCUUCCUCAUUACUCUUGAUUAGCUUAGGUCUAUCAUUUUUAGUAUUAUUUCCAACUGGAAAUGAAGCUAUACAUAUUUAAUUGUGUGAAAAUUGGAUAGUUGUAUUAUUUAUUUAUUUUCUUUAAAUUAAUGGCAGUAACAAAUUUUGCCAAAACCUUUUACAGAAUUGUUUACUGUACACUUUUUUUGGCAAAAAAAGUGUUGAUGUGUUUAAUUUUCAGAUUUUUAAAAUGAGAAUACCAUUAUUUUAUCAUAAUAAUAGUUAGGUAUGCUUCCAUAAUAAUUCUCAAUAUGAAAUCUUGGAACCUGGAAGCUAUCAAAUUGUGAAUGUGUUAAAAAAGAAACUCGGAGAUAAUUUUCAAUGUGAUAUCUUGGAACCUCAAAGCUAUCAAAUUUUAAAAAGAAACUCGGAGAUGAAUUCACUUUUUUUGUGAUUUUCUGGGUGUUUCAGGUCUACAUAGUUUAUUGAUUUACUGAAUGUUUAACAACAUUAGUGCUAUUACACAUUAAUAAUAUUUCAAAAUACUAAUGAGAUCAUUUCAUAAUUCAUUAAUAUAAUUGGUUGUUUCCUCUUCCCAACUUGCAGAUGAUUAGUUGAAAGUUUUUAAGUGACGGCUGUUAUUGACAGUUAUGUGUUUUCACAAUUAAUUGAUAUUUCAUCACUCUUCGAUACUUUUGUGCGCAGUUACGUUUAAAUUAUGUUUUUAGAUUAUACUUUUGUGAUGAUGUCACUGAAAUUUAACUAACUUCCCAAUGGCAUGCCCUGCAGUAGACUUGGACAAAUUUAACUCAGUUUCUACCAUUAUAAAAUUGUAGUACAGUGUUUGCUAAUUUUUAGAAAUUGUUAUUUGUUUUCGGCUUUUUUCCAUUUCAUUCACUUAAAUUUUAACAUUUUUAAAUGUACUUGACAAUUUUGUAAUUCAUUCAUUAUUUAGCCAAAAUAAACACACAUAUAUAAAAUAAUUAAACAAAAUAAUAAUAGUGUCUGUAGACUUUUGCUCUCUGAAAAACAACGUAACUCAAUAAUUGAAUCGCAGGUGAACAAUUUUAGAAAUUGAAAGCAAUUAGAAAUUGCAAAAGCAUCUUGAAAUUUUUUUUAUUAAUAUGUAACAUGAUAAUGCUACAAAACUGUAAUGAAAUUAUCGAAUAAUAGUUUAUUUUGGUAAUCAAACGUAUUUUGUACAGACAUCUGAGACAACAAUAUUAAAACAUCAGAUUCGUAUAAAAUUAUAAAAAACAAGAAAACUGAUAUUUGAAGUAUUGUUUUCACUGAGAUUAAACAUGUGAUUGUAAGCGGUUCUUUUGUAGACUCAAUUAUAUCUGAUUACCAACUACCACAAUUGUCGCGAUAAUUUUAUCAAAGGAAGCAAUAUUAAUAUUUUCUCUCUUGCACAACUACGAUCUUCAGAGUGAGGGAGUACUUUAUAUUGAUAUUAUAUAAACGAUAACAUUGAUAAGUUUAUUGAUAUUAUAUAAAACGAUAACAUUGAUAAGUUAUGCCAUUUUACUGGCAUAUGAAUUUGGUGUCUAACGAAUGAUGCACAUUUGAAUAUAUUUUCAGCAAUAUAUAAUAUUUUUGUAUAACCUUGAUUGUGUUUGAAGAGACUUUAUUUUUAAGAUAUAUUUUCGGUAAAAUAAUAUAGUGUUUUUUUUUCCCCAAAUCGUAUAUCUUGUAAAUUUACCUUGAUGUUGUAUUAUAGUUUCAGUACUCUUCGUCUUUGUCUUUCAUUUAAAAUGCAAUGUAGAUCUGUGUGUGUAUGAAUCAAAUACUGAAGUCCUGUCCAAACAACAUAAUUUCAUUUGGCAAAAAUAUGACAUGCUUAAAUAUUGUCAUGAUGACAUCACAUUAUGACCAUAUAUAGGCACAUUAUGACUAUACAUGUGCGUACAACAGUUUUUUUUAUGAAAGAAAAUUUUACAAUUUGGGCAGAGCUUUAAGUCUCUAGACUUCAGAAUCAGACAAAAAUAUGAAUACAAUGUCAUAUCUAGGAGUAUUGUUUCCAAUAUUUAUCUCAAUAUUGAGGAUGUUUAAUAUGACGUAUGUGAAAGUUAAGCCCUACGAGAAAUAUCGCUUAAUUUGCAAUUAAGUUUGGAAGUUUUUUUCAUAGGUAAUUUGAUUUCAAUUUACGCAGUGCCUUGUAUCCGUACACUAGAAGACGUAUGUAAAAUUCAAAUUUAUUUUAAUUUUAUGACAUAUAAUAAUAAUUGUUGUUGUAGUUGUUCUUGUUGCUGCUGGUAUACAAAGUAUCCCUUAUUUCAGUGUACGUAAAUGUUGUAAUUAAUUACUUAAUUGGUCACAAGGAUUGUGAAUGUUAUGAAAAAGUUAGUGCAGUAUUACUUUGGUUAAAUAUAAAAUGCAUUUUUAAAUACAUAGUAGAUGUAAAAUUGUAUCUUUAAAAAUAAUAUAUGGAGUGAAAUUAUGGUUUUCUGACUCCAAGCAUGAAUAACUUGUCAGCUGUUUUGGCUGAAGUAAGAUAUGAAUUGCCAGUGAAAAUUUGACACAGAAUGGAAAACCAUUUUCUUAUCUCCCAACAUGUUUUUCCAAAACAUUUAACUCAUACAGAUCAAUGUGUCUCAAAAAACCUGUCAUGGAUCUGCUAACAAUGUGAAAAUGUCCUUGCCUCCAUUACCAUCCAAUUGGAAACAGUCAUCAGCAUAAGUUGAAAUGUUUUUUUUAACAAGUGAACUAAACAUGUAAUUAUGAAUGUCAUAUCGAUACCGAAGGAAUUGUACCGAACAUCUUAAUAAAGGAUGCCACAUAAUUUCUACUCGGGUUUUAUCACCGGCUUAUCGUGGAAGUCUGUAAAUGUAUAUUAUUUGUAAGAUUGUGUAUAAGUGUCAAAGAAUUGUACAUUUUUAAAAUGCAGGUGUUUUUGUUGCAUAUGUGUCAUUAUGAAGCUAUCUAUUAAUGUAGUAUAUGUUUUAAAUGAGAUAAAUGAAGUGCUACUUAAUUUUAUAAAUGCUGAAAUCCUUCCAUUAUAUUUUCCAGUAGCACUUAAUACUUGUCUCUGUGCCCUGAUUUAGAAUGAAGACAAGUAAUUUAUUAGUUUGGAUACGUUUUAUUGGUAGCGCUUAAAUUACUUCCAUCUUACAAAACAUUUGUAUACCAGGUAAUUUAUACUUCUGUGUAAUCAUCUCAUAUCAACCUGCUCAUGUAUUUUUUUGUUUGGUUUUCAAUAAUUUAUCAUAAUUCUAUUAAUCAACUCUCAAUCCUGCUCUUAUUGCAAUCUAUACCUUAAUUUUGAUCGUUAAUACUGUAGAAUGUGUUCUAUGACAAGUUUUGUAUAAAACAUAUAAAAGCGUCAUGAAAUAGUAUAAUAGUAUUUGCUUCUGCAGGCAGUGUCUAUGAUUGUGCAGUUGUUUUUUGAUCACGUGAUGUAUAACCAAGGAGCAUAAAGAUAUUGAACGUAUUAACAAAUCUGUUGAUAAACUUGAGAUUCCAAAUAUAUAUAUAAUGAUAUUCUUAUAAUUUA
Molecule: messenger RNA, 10285 nt
Organism: Anneissia japonica
Lineage: Eukaryota; Metazoa; Echinodermata; Crinoidea; Comatulida; Comatulidae
Exons: 11
Coding region: 247-4176 (1309 amino acids)
Biological process (GO): hematopoietic progenitor cell differentiation
Source: RefSeq, a predicted model, not a curated record